Molecule: messenger RNA, 4969 nt
Organism: Anopheles funestus (African malaria mosquito)
Lineage: Eukaryota; Metazoa; Arthropoda; Insecta; Diptera; Culicidae
Product: dyslexia-associated protein KIAA0319-like protein
Exons: 7
Coding region: 538-3828 (1096 amino acids)
Cellular component (GO): plasma membrane; cytoplasmic vesicle
Source: RefSeq, a predicted model, not a curated record
UUCUUCACGCAAUGUGUUUGAGUGAGCAGGAAUACAUUAGGAAGCCAAAAGAUGAAACGUGUAAAAAACUAAUUUUAAAAUUUUGUUUUGCCAAACUAACACUAGCAGAGUCACCCUGUGAAAUUUCUUCAAUUAUCAAAUGAUAACAAAACAAAUCGUUCGGUGGUUGACGUUUUUGUGCAGUGUUUUGUCAGCCGUCUGGAAUUUGCACAGUUCCUUUUUAUCAAUAAUAUAUCACCUUCCACCUAUCCCUUGAACCGGAAACGUUGGUAAAAGAAUCCGCUGGGACAAUAUCGAGCCAACCCACAUUUGCUGUAUGCGGUGCAGCCAAUUACAAUGCACCGAACCGACCUGCGAACGAGCUGAAAAUUAGUGCAAUACAGUGCAACACGGCCCAAGGCAAAACAGGCAAGGUUGAUACGACGAAGAAAGUGAAUGUGCCGAGCGAAAACACGAAAAUCAAGGAGGCAGAGCGGCAACCGUGCUGGAGCGCUGGAGAUUAAGCAUAGCAACAGAUUUAUUUAAAAACAGGUGGCCAUGGGUGGUGCAUCGUUACGCGAUUGGGUUUGUUUUGUGUUUCUGGCAUUGGCCACCAUUCCGUGGGCCAACUGUGGCCUUGACGAGGUACGUAAGGAAGACCCACGUUUGGUGUCGGAAGCAUCGGAACUAUCCGGAAUUGAAAAGUGUCCUCGCAUGAUGCAUUACGUGUUUGAAGGCUACGCACCUAUCGGUAAUAAAAAUGCCGGAAACUUUACGGAAAUUUCGAAGGCCACCACGCUGGAAGAGUGCGUAAGGGAUUGCUGUAUGAAGGGAUCGAAUUGUCACACUGCUUUCAUAUUUAAUCAAACCUGUUAUCAUGUCAAGUGCAUCAGCAAUGAUUUGUGCCUUCCGGCGAAAAAAGAAACGACCUCCACGUUGCGCAUGGUGCUGGUGAAUCCGAUCGAGGAUGGAUCGCUGGUGGAAACGAGCUGGUGGGAGGUGUUAAAGAAAGCACAACAGAAACAACUGCUGGCGGCGAACGGUGCGGUUCCUCCCGUUCGGAUAUCGGACGAUGAUGGGGAGGAAAACUUGCUGGGCAAGCUGACGGAAAUGUACAACCUUGCGAAUGGCGGACAGAGGGCACGGGGCGAAGAAAAGUACGGACUCCCAUCGGUGGAGGAUAUUUACCGCGGUCCGUACAAAUCGCUUGACUACGGUACCCCUGGAGCAGGGUUCGAGAAGUACGCUAACAACUACAUUCGCGAUCAGUACGAUGAGGAAGCGGACGAGAGCAAAUACUAUUCCGAGACGAAAGCGCUCGGUUCGAUGCGGCCGUGUGAUGUGACACGCGAAGACUCGUGUCCACGGAACGAAGUGUGUUUGCGUGUUGUUCCAAACCUGCGGCAUGGUUUUUGUGCCUGUCCGGAAGGAUUUGAACGAAGCGAAAAGGAUGUUUGUCUCACGAAGGAACAGUUGGCGGAGCAGCAACAACAGCAAGUAGUCCCCCAGAUGUUAUCUGCGCAGAAGCUAACAAUGGGCAUUGGGAACGGGGACACGGAAGUGGAUCCUCCACAGUCAGCGAUACAUUCGAGCACCACGAAAGAGCUCACCGUUUCGGUCGCAUCGAAGGAUGUCCGGCUGCCGACCAAUGAGGCUACGCUUUCCGCGUACGUAAUACCGGACGAGAAAACGAGCGGAGACAAGUACAACUACUUGUGGACGUUGGUAUCGCAGCCGAAAGGUGACAGUAACAGCACGAUAGCAGAUCAAACGAAAUCGAUCGCAAAGCUGUCCGGGCUGGCGGAAGGAUUGUAUCAGUUCAAGGUAACGGUCAGCGGUCAGAACGGUUCGUACGGUGAAGCGUUCAUGAACAUCACCGUACUGCCGGAGCAGAAAAUUAACAAACCUCCGCGUGCGGUAAUAACGCCAGCUAAUCAACCCGUUCGACUGCCCAACCAUGAAGCGAUUCUCGAUGGCAGUGCUUCAAGCGACGAUGUAAAAAUCAUCCGCUGGCAGUGGGUGUUAGCACAGGGACCGCUCGGUUAUCAGCCCGAGCUACCGGAGGUGAGCACGCUCCAGCUGAAAGAUUUAACGAUCGCCGGCAACUAUACGUUCAAUCUGACCGUUGUGGAUGAGCAGGGUUUGAGCAAUAGUACGACGGCCAUCAUACAGGUGCUAAAGGAGAUAGAUUACCCACCGGAAGCGAAUGCGGGUAAAAACGUAAUUCUGUACCUACCGAACAAUAACGUCACGCUGAAUGGAUCACUGUCGAAGGACGACAAUGGAAUCGUGGCCUGGGAGUGGACCAAGAUCAGUACCAACCAAUCGAAGGCGGUUGAUAUGCAGAACACGAGGACACCGUUUUUGCAGCUGUCCAACCUAGAAGAGGGUGUGUACGCGUUCGAGUUGAAGGUGACGGAUGCUAAGAACCAAAGUUCCACCUCGAUGGUGCACGUGUUCGUGAAACCACCAACAAACCGUCCACCGGUGGCAAAGGCAGGUGUAAACGGUACUACGAUCUAUCUGCCUCAAACCUGGGUCGCGCUUAAUGGGAGUGAAUCGAGCGAUGAUAUUAAAAUCAUCACCUACUACUGGCAGCAGAUAUCGGGACCGAAUACGGCGUUGAUCGAGAACGCGAAUGCUUCCAUAGCGAAUGCAACCGCCAUGACGAUAGGGGAUUACGUGUUCGAGCUGAUCGUUUCGGACGAGGCGAACAACAAUGCAAGCGAUCGGGUACGCAUUACGGUGGUGCAGGAAAAGAACACAGCCCCGAUUGCGAAUGCAGGGGGCGAUCAGACGGUAACACUGCCCACGAACAUACUCGUGCUGAAUGGAAGCCGAUCUAGUGAUGAUCUUGGCAUCGCUCGGUACAGUUGGACGCGGGAACCGAGCAGUUUGGCGAUGGGCACAAUAAUCGGUGAUAGCGAUAGUAAACCGGUUCUGAUGUUAACGAACAUCGUUACUGGACGGUACGUGUUUAAGUUGACUGUAUACGAUGGACAAGGCCUGUCCGCAUCUGACACUGUGAGUAUCAUAGUACAUCCAGAUCCAUUGCUGAUGAGCUUGGUUGAGGUAACGAUUACAACUGAAGCAACCGUACUGACUGCAACCGAGUUGGAUUCGAUCGAACAAAAGCUGACCCUGCUAAUUGGUGACAAUAUGGCGAAAUUACACGUUAGAGAACUGAAAGUGGAACCAAGAACGGGACAGGUGGUGAUUGUAUUUUACGUGGAGAAAAAAUAUGGUCUCGAGGAUAAAGACAAACAGGAGCUAAUGCCAGCGCUCGAAGUUGAGCGAAUACUGAAGGAAAAGUUUUGGCGUGACUAUACUAUACUGGGAACGUCGGUAGUUGGCAUACGCACGACCGUAUGUCAGAACGAAUGUUCCGGACAUGGAGUUUGUAAUGCGGAAACACGCGAAUGCAUCUGCCAAAGCUUUUGGAUGCCGGAUAUUUUUUACUUUUGGGGUAUUGCAGAAGCAAACUGUGAUUGGUCCAUACUGUACGUGAUUGUUGGUGUACUGAUAGUGUUUUUUGUACUAUCCGGAAUCUGUUGGGGUAUUACCUGUUUUUGCCGAAGGUCGGCAAAACCACGCACGAGACCAAAGCCGCAAAAGUAUUCUCUGCUGCAAACGCACGAUGAAGAAUUGCCUUCAUUCAAUCGCGCGGGAACAACCAUUUCCGACAGCGAAACCGAUUCGGACGUGCUGUUCGAGAGCCGCUCACGACAAAACGGACUCUUGCCGGGACGAUCCGGCAACGGCGGCUUACCAAAUGGUGAGCUAAGAAACGGUGCUGGCAGUCAUCCUAAGUACGGUGUUACGCGUCUCGGACGGCGUAUAAAAGCUUAAGUCAAGGAAGUGAAUACGAACCACAAUUGAGUGGUUCACACAGUGAGGAAAUAUGAAAAAAAAGAAGCAACAGUCGAUAACUAUUACAAUGCCACUGGUGGGAAAUGAGGCUAAAAACCUGGUGCGUUGGAUACAACUAGUCUGAAGAAAUUUCUUUACCAAUACGUUCCUAAUGCGCUUGUAGUGAUUUUGUAAAGUAUGUAUGUAUAACAAACAUUUAUUUGAGACACUUUAAUCUUACAUGCUUUCCCCCAUUCCAUCUUUAGUACUUUUGUUUUUGUUUUGUUAAUAUAAUUGUUUCAUUUAAUUUUAUUAAACGUAAACUACAGCUAUCCUUGUCUAACUUCGUAUUUCUUUCGAAACAUUCUAGUAUGAUACGUGCUUUAAGAAGUAUAAGUAAUUGUAAUAACCAAUGUGAUUCACAAGCCAUCGAAGUAAUCAAGUAAGCAUUCUCAAUGCUAAGACUCGGAACGAACUGCUUACGAUUAACAAAGGAAAGACAACAUAAUUUCAGUUUGAGGCUCACACGAUAAGUCCGGUCAAGAAAUUGGACUUAAAUUUAUUAACAAUCUUUGUUCCUUGCUUAUGAAUGGUUGCAUUUAUCAUACCGAGGGUAGUGAGGAUUUUAAAUUAAUCCUAUCACUGUUUGCGAUACAGCCACGUAACACAGGAAAUAUGUUCGUAGAAGGGUUUGCUUAUGAGUGUUGUUCUUUUUUUUUAAUGUCUUCAACCAUAACAUAUUCCGUACCUUUAGUAAGAGAAAUAACACAAAACAAAAUACGCACACAUUGCAAAUUGGAGUGCAAGUGAACAGGUAAAAAAAGUAUUAAUACAGAAGCGUAACGCCGUACCCGUACCAAAUCGGGCUGUGAGGAAAGGCGCCAUUCGCAACAGAAUCAAUUGGUGGACGAUGAAGAUGCGUGGGGAUCGUUAUAAGUAUUUGCCGGAUCCGAGUAUCAGUUUGAUCAGGACUCGGUAAUGUUUGGUAGUAUUAGAAUGGGCAACAAAACGAUCGUAUUCUGACCGGCAUCUGACCGUAUCUGAAAGGAGUAAUGAUGAACUAAUGUGUGCAUCAUUGAGUAUAAAGACAUGCGUUGCGAUACAGGAUAAAAAAGGAUGAAAAAUAUAAUAUGAACACAAA